Messenger RNA from Hydractinia symbiolongicarpus, 3464 nucleotides. RefSeq names its product origin recognition complex subunit 1-like. Gene Ontology annotation, biological process: Rho protein signal transduction; regulation of Rho protein signal transduction. The transcript has 2 exons. The record is from RefSeq and is a predicted model, not a curated record. Gene Ontology annotation, cellular component: plasma membrane. The coding region runs from base 900 to 3413 and encodes 837 amino acids. Gene Ontology annotation, molecular function: actin binding. NCBI's taxonomy places the organism in Eukaryota, Metazoa, Cnidaria, Hydrozoa, Anthoathecata, Hydractiniidae.
GCCAAUUUUUCAUUAUGUAUGUUAAAAUGCUUUUCAGCAAUAUUUUGAUGUCUUCAAUGUUUUAUUUUGUAACAACGUGUCUUCUCAGGAAAAAACCGCGUGUAUGUACGCUCAUAAGUUACGCUCUGUAGAUUAAAAUUGCUUCCUCCCCUCUUUACUUAAUUAUUACCAUUAUUAUUAUUAUUUACCCAGGAUAGCUUCUUCAGUUCCUUAUAGAAAUGUUAUCAAUGAGGAUCCUGCGAAGGGAUCCAAGGUCAUUUAAACUCCCAUAUCAGCUAUAGAAGGAGUGCAAGUACAGCAGCCGCUCAGCUAGACAACCGUCUGAGAUAUCAAUCCUAAUGUCAUGUUUAACAUUAAGCACAAAGGAUCAAUUUACACCUUUAUAGUCUCUGGCAUGACUUGACCUACGCCGCACUGGAACCACAAGUCUACCAGUCAGUCCACAAGGACACCAGUCCCCCAAUCCUCCAAUCCCCCAUCCCAACCUCUCAAUCCCCCAUACCCAGCACUAUAAACCUAGAUAAAUUCACAAACGGGCAGAUAUAAUGUUUGCCAUUUAAGUUCCAACUUGAAGGGCAAAUAAAAAUAUAUGAGUAAAAACUAUAAGCUACCAAAAUUCUUAGUAACUUGUUUCGUUCGCUUUUAUGUAAAUCAAUCGUUAAGAGAAUAUAAUAUUUUAACACGAUUUCAAGGUUACAUGCGUUUCUAAAUUAAUUUUAAUAUCUGUUUAUGUGCUUAAUAAGUUGCUACUUAAGAAACUUCAACUGACUAAAGAGCGUUAAUAAUCACAACACGACCUCAGUUUAGUAAUUACGACCAUCUCAAUAGACUAGCAACGCAUUUCCGAUUAUUAUUGUGAAAGAAAAAUGAAGUGAAGUUUUUUGGAGACAUUUCAAUUUAUGUUUGAUAUGCUGUUUUUUAUGAAAGUUACAAAAAAAAAUCGUUUGAAAGACGAAGUUGAAUCGAACCAAGACAACUCAGAAACUCUUGAAGCACUAACAACUAAUCAAAAUUCUGCUACGUCCGACGUAAAAGAUUCUGAGACGAAUAUCGUAUUGACAACACUUCCUGAAGAAGUCGACACAAGUGCAUUGAUGACGGAAGAUAUAGAAGCACUUCUCGACGAAUCGUCAGUUCUUCGACCGACAAAUAUAAAAGCUACCGUCAAAUGUGCUUAUUCAGCAUUGAACUUAACCGAUAUAUCCGUCAAGAAGAACGACGCCGUUAAGAUUCUAUACAAACAGGAUAAUUUUGUUUACGUUCGCAAUAAGAAAGGUGUUAGCGGUUUCAUACCUGUCAGCUAUUGUUAUAUUGCCAACAAAAAUGAGAGUAGUUCCAAGAAGUCAAACAGAAAAAAUAAAAAUUCCAAGAACUCUAAAACCGAAAUCAAAAGUUUUUUCAAAAAAGAUAAAACGAAAAACGAAGAAAGUGCCGUGAGUAAAAAGGAAAAAAAGAAUGUGGAAAACAAUGAAACGGUUGAAACGGAUAAAGACAAAACGGAUAUAUUAAGUAAGAAAGAUAUAACACAAACAGAAAACAAAGAUGAUACUGUUGAACACACGGCCGACCAAAUUAUCCCGUCCCCAACUCCGAGUGAACCAGAUGUUGAAAGUGUUGUUGAAACUAACGAUAAUAAUAACAAUAUAGAAAGUAACAAUAAACAAGACAUUUCCGAAAACAAAGACGAUACUUUAAGCUCAACGAUGGAGACACCUAUUAUAAAAAUUACGGCUGCCGAUAAAUCUAUCGAGGACGAAAGUCAUCACUUGCCUACAUCAGAUGUUGGAUCCAGUGUGUCGAGUUCUCAUCAAUCGUUAGAUCAAUUGAUGAACGGGGAAACAUCCCUUCCAUUAGCAGAUACUAUUGAAGUAAUCAAAGAGGAGAUUCCUGUUAAAAAAGAAAAACGCAGAAAUAAGCCAGUCAACAAACAUUUCAGCAUAAAGAAUCUUUUGAAGAAAAAGAAACAAAAAGAAAACUGUUUGAUUGAGAAUGAUAAAAAUUUAAAAGCGAUAUCAUCUAAGAGCAAGAGAUGGUCUGGAAGCCAUAUUGAUUGGUACUCAGACCUUUUCAAAGAAGAUGUAUCCGAUAGUUCUGAAAGUGAAGAGGAUAUCACAAGUUCGACAGACACGGAUACAAACAAAAGCCAUUCCGACGUGGGCGCACACGCCUUAAAAAAUUACAAACGUGAACAAACUCUUGCACGAAGUAAACACAGGCGCGCAAGUGAUACAAGUGCAUCCUCGGAUUUUUAUAUACCGAAAAGAACACGGGCUUCAACCUUUGAUAACGAUGCUAAGACUAACUACACAAAAGAUGAUCUCUCUGAACUGGAUAAACAAACAACGAGCGGGUACGCUACCAUCCGGAAAACAAAUAGUUUACGUUAUAGCGUCCCACCCAGUGACACGCAUCAAGAUCAGCUUAAUACAGUCAACAGGUCUUUGCAAAAAUCUUCCAGCAGCAGUAAUUUGAAAAAUUCAAAUAAGAAAAACAGACGUAACUAUUCCUCAGACGUUGAAGUAGAUGUUUUGCAUUCGCCAUUAGUUCCAAGAAAGUUAAUUUCACCUACAGCUGACCAAUCAGGGGAUACUUGGUUACGUCAAGAUGGAAGACGUACUCCACUUUCAUCAAUAAAUCCUAACAAACAAACUCAAAACAAAAGGAUAGUUUCAUAUGAUUUCAUUGCGACAGAAGAAAACGAAGUCACAAUUUUGACAGGUCAACAUGUAGAUGUAUUGAAGAAACCAGAUGAAGACUGGUGGUGGGUCUGUACAGUCGAUGGUAGAGAGGGAUUUGUACCUCAAUCAUUUCUAACCCCGGUACCUACAGUUCCUACGCGAAAACCAGACUUACUGCAAAAACUUUAUUCUGGCGAGAUUGUUACCGUUGAAUCACAAGAGAAGAGUACGGAGCGUAAAGUUAAGACUCCUGUCAAUUUACCAACAAGACAUAUUGCUUCAGAUUCACCGAAACUAGCCAAAGUUGCUCCAUUUUAUCAAGAAUAUGUGAAAAAAGAAACUAAUUCUGACGACUUUCAGUUAUAUAAAAAACAAGUACAGGAAAUUCACAAGCAUAAAACUCCCCCUCCGUCUUAUUCACAGCAUGUUAUGCACAGACAACACUUAGAACUUAUGGCAGGUUUUUAUGCAGACCCCAAAGGUGAAAAGUCUAAUAAAUUUAUUGGAAGCAGAGACUGGCAGGGUCAUAAAAAUGUACAAUAUAUUCAGCCGAGUAGCACUCCUCCUCGGAUAGUGCGAAGAAAGUCUUUUUCUGGGAGACAAAAAAGAGUGCGAUUUUCGAACGAAGUUGAACACGACAGAAAUAAUCCUGGAAGUCUUUUGGUCAUUAAGCAGUAUGGUUUAGACCCUGCUGUUCAUGGUGAGGAAGAGACUGAAAUUUCAACUUGGUGUUAACAACUUUAAAAAUUAUAUAAAUUCGCAAUAUAUAUAUUAUUUAAUUACAAA